AUUGACGGCGGUGUCUUCCCUUCCCACCGAACACACCAUGCCAUCCACCCUCCCUCACGUGAAUGUCAUCCCACCUGCACAUAUAUAUCACAGCUCGACCAAUCCCCUCAUUGCUGGGAUCGACGGGCAACCAACGACAACACCCAGCACGGCACAACCGACAUAUCAAACACCGCGCACGAGCCAAUUCAUCAAAUGUGGCACACACGAGGACAGAGCCACAUACAUCCAAACGUCCAACUAGCUCUACACACAUACAUUCAAACGUGUCGACAACUUGUCGACAGACAGAAACGAUGCAAUCCUAUCAACACAAGGCACAUUUACCGAGAGGGAGAGAUACACAUUGACCCCCCCACCCCUGUGCAGUGCAAGCCCCCGCAUGCACUCAGUCAAGUCAGCCCGCAGAAGAGAAGUCAGCAAAGAUGAAAACAGCCCAUGAACUCAUCUCAGGCUGUCUGCUGUACGUACACAUGUGUGUGUGUAUCUCAGCCCAGCCUCAGUGAGUGCAUCCAGCCAUUGACGGAUGCGUGCCUCUCAUCUAGAAGCCCAACGCACUUCCGGCCGAGCGGACGGCAUUUCCGACGGACUGGACGGCCUUCCGACCCUCACGGCCGACAUCCUCGACAGCAAGGUUAGCAGGAGAAUGGACGAAGUUGACGUGGGGGACACUGACACUUGGAAGCCUGACGCCACCGAAUUGGGCGCGACGCAGUGGCGGCUGACUGCAGACAGACAGACAGACAGACAGACAGACAGAGAUGUGUGGCUCGUGUGUGGUGUGUGCUUGGUUGGCCUUUUCCUACUUGUCAUGGGCGGCCUUGGCACGGAAAGAGCGGAGCACAUUGGGCGCAGCAGCCUCGUUGGGCCCUCCAGACACCACCAUGGCCAUGGCGACCAAAACAACAGCCGUCGUCAUUGCGAAGCGGACCAUCGAUGAUUGAGCGGCCGAGGGACGACAGACACGACUAAGACUGACAGGAGUCGGGGCAGAGAGAGACUGGACAGCUGAGGGGGCCGAGGGAGGAAGCAGUGCAAAGAGAGCGAUAGAUGGGCUGGGUGGGAGGAA
Vitrella brassicaformis is the source of this 1069-nucleotide messenger RNA. NCBI's taxonomy places the organism in Eukaryota, Vitrellaceae. The record is from the annotation of a GenBank genome assembly.